AUGGGGUGCAGAAAGGACAAAAGAGCAGCAGAAAUGAUUGCUUUAGACUUUCGACCCUUUUCAAUCGUGAAUGAUGAGGGUUUCAUCCGGCUGUUUCGCACGGCCCUUCCCAAGUACAAGCUUCCGUCUCGAACAUACCUCAGCGAGAAUCGCAUUCCUCAAAUGUCUGUGAAAGCAAUGCCACAGCUUCCCUCAUUGGCCCACUUGUGCAAGGAAUUGAAAAGGUUCUGGAAGGAACGUCAAGUCCUGGAGCAGGAACUAUGAAAGAACAGAUAAUGAGCAAAAUGGAACUC
Darwinula stevensoni is the source of this 293-nucleotide messenger RNA. Lineage: Eukaryota; Metazoa; Arthropoda; Ostracoda; Podocopida; Darwinulidae. The record is from the annotation of a GenBank genome assembly.